UUUAUUUUGUUGGCAUUUCUGGCGGAAGUGCUGUGUACCAGUUAAGGCUUCAGGUAGCUUCGCUAGCUAAACUUUCGUUUUGGUCCCAUACUCUGCGAAUAUGGCCACGUUUUUCGGUGAAGUGUUGUCGGUUUAUUCUCGGGCUGUGGACGAAGAGGAAGAAGAUUUUGAUGAAAACGAAGAAGAUCAACAAAUCCGCAGAGAACUGGAGGAAAAGAGGGAGGUUCAUUUGCACUGGAGCCCUGAAGUCUCCGAGUCACUGAGUUCUGGGAACAAGCUGCAGUGUUCAGACUUCAUCCUCGCUGUGGGACACAAUGCAGCCAGCUUUCUGUCAGGGUACGUUCUCGCCCCUGCAAACUGGGACGCGCUUGGCCGAGCAUCGGUGUGGAACGAGCGGUGUCGGGCUGUAGCUGGGCAAACCAGCGAGGACUCUGCAUGUGUUUUCUACAGACACAAGGACAAUCCAUCAGUUUUGAUAUGCCAGGUGACUUGCCACAUUGCAGAAGAUCAGCUCUUUCAGUGGACACAAAAGGUGUUUGACUGUCUGCAGCACAGAGAGCUGAGAGUCACCGUUUUGUCAGACUGCUCCGUGGCUGAUUACAAGACAGAAGACUAUCUGUGCGGCAGCUCUGCUCCCUUCCUGCGGUCUCUUCACACCGGUGCUUUCAGCGAUCAGCCUGUCUGCCGGUCCCUGGAGCAACCCAACAUACUUAGUGGGCUUUCAGCUGCAGUACUGAACCACUGCCAGGUUCACCGCAUCGCUGCUGUUGUUUACCAGUGUUACAGUGAUGUCAUCGGCCUGGACUCUGUCACCAUGGAGACCUAUAAGCCGGCACUAACCAACCUCGGCAGGUCCAUACAGCUGGACACGUCACCAAACACAGCCAUCCUCCACAAGUUUGUCAGAACCACUGAAGUUCAGAGUAAUCUUUAUAUUUGAACUGCAGUGCAGAUAGAUGUAUUUUCCUGAUAAAACAUGGUCAUUUUUUAAAUAAAGAGCUUAAACAAAGAAAACCU
This is a messenger RNA of Melanotaenia boesemani (Boeseman's rainbowfish), 1017 nucleotides long. It is a transcript of the gene psmg1, whose product is annotated as proteasome (prosome, macropain) assembly chaperone 1. The transcript has 7 exons. Gene Ontology annotation, molecular function: proteasome binding. NCBI's taxonomy places the organism in Eukaryota, Metazoa, Chordata, Actinopteri, Atheriniformes, Melanotaeniidae. Gene Ontology annotation, cellular component: endoplasmic reticulum. The record is from RefSeq and is a predicted model, not a curated record. Bases 101 to 940 code for a protein of 279 amino acids. Gene Ontology annotation, biological process: proteasome core complex assembly.